Molecule: messenger RNA, 981 nt
Organism: Abrus precatorius (Indian licorice)
Lineage: Eukaryota; Viridiplantae; Streptophyta; Magnoliopsida; Fabales; Fabaceae
Product: peroxidase 47-like
Exons: 4
Coding region: 1-981 (326 amino acids)
Biological process (GO): hydrogen peroxide catabolic process; response to oxidative stress
Molecular function (GO): peroxidase activity; heme binding
Source: RefSeq, a predicted model, not a curated record
AUGCUGUACAAACCAUCUUUCAAGUCUUUGAAGAUUGUCAUGGCUAAUUUGCUGAUAAUGCUUUUUGUGAUGGAAAUGGUAGUGAGUGGUUUCAGUUCUGGAGCAGGUGCUUUGAAAAUGAAUUACUACUUCUUAAGCUGCCCUAUUGCUGAACCUGUUGUUCAGAACAUAGUCAACAGAGCUCUACAGGAUGAUCCCACCCUAGCUGCAGCUCUUGUUAGAAUGCACUUCCAUGACUGUUUUAUAGAGGGAUGUGAUGGGUCAAUCUUGAUUGACUCCACUAAGGGCAACACAGCAGAAAAGGAUUCACCUGCAAAUUUGAGCUUGAGAGGCUACGAAGUCAUAGAUGACAUCAAAGAAGAGCUAGAAAGACAAUGCCCUGGAGUGGUUUCAUGCGCUGAUAUUCUUGCUAUGGCUGCUAGAGAUGCAGUUUUCUUUGCAGGAGGUCCAGUGUAUGACAUACCAAAAGGAAGGAAGGAUGGAGCAAGGUCAAAAAUUGAGGACACUAUCAAUCUACCAGCCCCUAUCUUCAAUGCUUCUGAGCUCAUCAAGAUGUUUGGGCAACAUGGGUUUUCUGCAAGAGAGAUGGUGGCUCUCUCUGGAGCUCACACACUAGGAGUGGCAAGGUGUUCUUCUUUCAAGAACAGAUUGACCCAAGUGGAUCGAACAUUGGACUCAGAAUUUGCAAAGACACUCUCCAAAACAUGCAGCACUGGUGACAAUGCUGAGCAACCCUUUGACGCCACAAGAAACGAUUUUGAUAACUUAUACUACAACGCUUUGGUCUCAAACAACGGGGUCCUUACAUCAGAUCAAACAUUGUACAAUAGUCCACAAACAAAGAACAUUGUGAAUUCCUAUGCAAUGAACCAAGCCUUGUUUUUCUUAGAUUUCCAACAAGCCAUGGUGAAGAUGAGCAUGCUCGAUGUCAAAGAGGGUUCCAAAGGGCAAGUACGAAAAAAUUGCCAUAAAAUAAACUGA